AUGGAGGCAGCCCAUGGUUUUUUUGCAAUUGUGUACGCCAGCCCCGACCAGCGUCUGAGACGGCGCCUCUGGGACGACUUACAAGAAACUAAGCGUGGUAUAUUAGGGCCGUGGAUGGUUGCAGGUGAUUUCAAUGCUGUUACAAGUCAGGCAGAAACUCUCAAAUACACAGCCUAUAAUGCUCAGCGGAGUGUCGAGUUUGUAAACUGGAUCCAUGCAGAAGGCCUCAUCGAUAUGGGGUUUAGUGGCCCCAAGCUGACUUGGGUGAAAGGUCCAGAGGGCAUUUUCACCAAGGGAGCAAGGUUAGAUCAUGCCAUGUGCGAUUUGAAUUGGAGACAAAGGUUCGGAGAAGCUACGUUUAAGUUUCAGGCAGCCUGGCUGACGCACAAUGCGUUUCUGGAGGAGGUGCGACGAUCGUGGAGUGGGACGUGUGACCUAACGAGGAACAUACAGGAAAUCCAAGGGGACUUGAAAACUUGGAACAAGGAAGUGUUCGACUGUAUAGAAGCUAAAAAGCGAAUCCUACUGGCGCGCAUUGAGGGUAUUCAACGACGGGUGAACGGAAACUACCAUAGUGGCCUAUCUGAUUUGGAAAAAAAGUUAAGAAGCAAGCUGGAGGAAGUGCUGUAUCAGGAGGAGCUGAUGUGGUACCAACGAUCGAGGGAGGAAUUGAUAGUGUCCGGGGAUAGAAAUACAAAAUUUUACCACGCGGCAACGAUGGUUCGCAAAUCUCGUAAUAGGAUCCUGAGUCUGAAAGACGACACAGGGAACUGGAUUACGGACACGGAGGCUUUGUAG
Messenger RNA from Ipomoea nil (Japanese morning glory), 798 nucleotides. RefSeq lists its product as uncharacterized. Lineage: Eukaryota; Viridiplantae; Streptophyta; Magnoliopsida; Solanales; Convolvulaceae. The coding region runs from base 1 to 798 and encodes 265 amino acids. The record is from RefSeq and is a predicted model, not a curated record. The transcript is spliced from 2 exons.